This is a messenger RNA of Oncorhynchus kisutch (coho salmon), 2664 nucleotides long. Its product is annotated as serine/threonine-protein kinase LMTK2. NCBI's taxonomy places the organism in Eukaryota, Metazoa, Chordata, Actinopteri, Salmoniformes, Salmonidae. The transcript is spliced from 7 exons. Gene Ontology annotation, molecular function: protein kinase activity. Gene Ontology annotation, biological process: protein phosphorylation. Bases 1450 to 2136 code for a protein of 228 amino acids. The record is from RefSeq and is a predicted model, not a curated record.
CAGGGGGAGGACAGUAGCAACCGGACCUUACAACGUGCCCUCCUUCAGAAACAGUGUGGGAAAUAUACUGUGAAAAUUGAUGAAGAAUAAUAUUUUCAGUCAAUUAAUCCCUCAUUCCUUCCUUCUUUCAGGAGAUAGUAGUAAUUGAAUGGAAUCUGUACAUAGGCGUGUUGUUGGACAUUUAUUAUGUCACAUCAAAUAAACGUGAAACUUGCAAGAUGUGUCAAUGAGAUAUUUAAACAGUUAUCACUAGCUGACCUCCUACCAGUACCUUUGAAUGAACAUUAGACAAUGUCACUAGCCGGCUACCACCCGAUAUUGUACCCUACACCUUAGAGACCACUGCCCUAUGUACAUAGUCAUUGAACACGGGUCAUUUUAAUCAUGUUUACAUACUGUUUUACCCACUUUAUAUGUAUACCCUGUAUUGUAGUCAUGGAUCAUCCUAUAUAACUACUGCUGAACACACAUUUUCUAUUCACAUACUGCCCAUACUGUCUAUACAAACCAUGCACAUAUAUACACUACCGGUCAACAGUUUUAGAACACCUACUCAUUCAAGGGUUUUUCUUAAUUUGGACUAUUUUAUACAUUGCAGAAUAAUAGUGAAGACAUCAGAACUAUAAAAUAACACAUAAGAGAAUGCCAAGAGUGUGCAAAGCUGUCAUCAAGGCAAAGGGUGGCUACUUUGAAGAAUCUCAAAUAUAAAAUAUAUUGUGAUUUGUUUAACACUUUUUUUGGUCACUACAUGAUUCCAUGUGUUAUUUCAUAGUUUUGAUGUCUUCACUAUUAUUGUACAAUGUAGAAAAUAGUAAAAAUAAAGAUAAACCCUUGAAUUAGUAGGUGUUCUAAAACUUUUGACCAGUAGUGUAUGUAUUUAUAUUCAGGUCUCUGGUCAGGAAGCUAAUUUCCUGCAAUUCUAUCCAUUAUGCCAUGGGGUUUUGUUCUGUGUACUUAAAUACUGUAUUCUCAACAUAGCUCAUUCUAAUAUAUCUACUGAUAUACAUAUCAUUCUUAGUAUAUAUUGUGUAAAUGCAUCUGGUGUAAAUAUGUACAGAUUACACUUGGAAUGCUGUUAAUUAGAUUCGAUCUGACAUUUCUUGACUUCGUGUAGUAUUUUGUUAUUUAUUAUUAUUUGGUGUUUUUCAUUUUACUGCAGUGUUAGUAGCUAGUAACAUAAGCACUUCGCUCUGCUCAACUGUGUACGCGACCAAUAACCUUUGAUUUGUGUGUGACAUGUCUUUGACAUCGACUGUCUGCUAUUAUCAACAGAACCACUAGAGGGCAGUCCUGCCCGCAUAGGCUUGUGAUUAUACGCCGUGGUGAAAGUCCUAAAAAUAAGACUCGGUUCUGGAUUACUGAUCCGCUGAUCUGACCAUUUGCUGUAGAAUGGGACCCUCAAACCACAAGACUUUACUUAAGAGGCUGAGUUAGCUGUCCUGUCUUUGGAUGGACCCUCAUCUUAUUGGCUACCCAUUAUUGGCCACCCGAAUGGGUGUGGUCGUAGUGGAGGAAACUGAUGAGAGCGACCAAUGGUAUGAAGACUUCCAGUGUUGGCUCUCCUCAGGUGAGAGGGGCCCCCAGUCCAGCCCCGUCACCCCCCACCGCAACCCUGUGACCCCUCAGCCCAGCCCUGUGUCAUCAGAAGGGGACGAACCUGGACAAGGGAGGAAGGUGUCUUUCUUUGAUGAUGUCACUGUCUAUGUGUUUGAUCAGGAGAGUCCCACCAGGGAGCUACAAAGUCACUGGCCAGAGACCAACAGCAAAGAGACCAAGGGUCAAUCUCCAAUACCAAUUUACAGACACACACCUGAGACCAAUGAUCAAGCCCCAAUCCCGCGCUGCAGCUAUGUCAACCAUAUACCUCACAUGGCAACCUCAGGGGUCUGCUUAAAGGACAAUGGUCAUGGUUUAGAAUGGGAGGAUGACUUCUCCUUCUUGGACAGCUCCCUCAAAACCAAGAUGGCCGAUCACCAUCUAAUAAUAUCAGAAUCCAGUAUAUUUUCCGCAUCCCCCCACCAGACCUCCACAUCCUCACACCAGAGGUGGAGUUGUCCAUCCACCCAUGCCUGCUCACAGUUGAGACCUUCUAGUCUGGUCCUCACCCACGUCACUGAUGCUGACCUGGAGCAGUAAGCCCAGUAUCCGCCACUGGGGCUGAGGAGAUGGAGGCCUAACAGCGUGUUUGCUGAAGGAAGACAAUGUGAUGGAAGACAAAUCUCCAGAUAAACAGAAGAACAGAAGAGCUCAACAGUGGGACCUUGCUGUUUCACCACUAGUAAACACUACACAUACUCCCUUUACAUUCUAUGGGCCUGACUAAGGGUCCAACUGCAGGGCUGAUAUACCAUCCCUUUUCAGGCUACUGUACCACCAAGAGUCAGUUGUUUACCUUUCAGGGCUGUGCCUGUCUCCCAAUAAGGAUUAGCCUACGACACGUUAACAAUAACAGAGGGCUCUGAUGAUCAGAACAUAGCAAUGGUGACCUGAUAAUCCUACAUUGAAUAAAUGGGUUCCAACAAUGGGAAUCUUUUGAUUCACUCGUAAAGUAUUUGACAGCCUGCAUAUUUAAAAUGUAAGAACAUUUUCAUCAGGUUUUUCAUCAGCUAACUACUGUACUGAUAAGAGCUUGAUGUUGAAAAUAAAACAUUUCUGCAGUCUUCA